AGUGCAUGUUUGUAUUGUGUGUGUGCUAUGUUUAUGUAUGUGUGGAGUGUGUGUGGGUAUGUGUGAGGUGGAAGACAGAUACUGAGCCCCUAGGAGGUGCUAGAGUGCUCAGGGCAAAUCAGAGAGCCAGGCUUGGUCCUAAAACUGCCCUGCCUUCUUGGGGAAAGCAGGGCCAUGACUGUGACCCUUUGUGAAUGUCACCUGUAGACAGCAGUGUUAACCAGUGAGACUGGUUAAAUAGGGCCAGUCUCUCUUGCAGUGUCACUGCCAAGGCUCCCACUCACCUCUCUCCUUCAUCUUCUGAAAAAAAGGUGACCUGCCCCUUUAAGAAAAGGAAGCUUCCAGUGCUCUACUAAGGAGCCUUACUGGUGGUGGUGGAGGUGGUGCCACCAGAGGGGUCAGAUCAGGAUCAGGCUGGUUUUGGGGUCUUCCAACUGAAUAGGUUAGCUGCUGAAUUGGGGAGGAGUCAGGAGGGGACCUGCAAGGCAGUAGGAUCUUUGUCCCCAGUAGACCAUAAGGUGCCCAGUGUGGGCCUUGGUCUUCCUCCCACCCCCCAGGUCACUUCCAGACAGUGCAACUCUGCUCGGUUCUCCUGUUGGGUCUCACGCUCCUGAGUGUUGUACGUGCAGGUUGCUCACAGCCUCCUGAAUCUAAGGUCUGCAGCACCUCUAGGCUCCAUGUCCUGUUUGCAUCCUGUGGCUUGAGCCUGAGGUUGCCCAUAUUGCCUGGCUGGAUGGAGUGGGUGAGCCAGGAUACCUCCCUGUCCAGAAAGGAUGCCUGGACUCAGACUUCCCCAGCCAGGAAGAGGAUCAGGCGUGCCCAAGUCCAGGGUGCAGGUCAGCUGAAGCUGUCCAUUGAAGCCCGGGACCGGGUUCUGCUGCUCCACAUCAUAGAAGGCAAAGGCCUGAUGAGCAAAGAGCCUGGCGCCUGUGAUCCCUAUGUGAAGAUGUCUUUGAUCCCUGAAGAUAAUCGAAUCCACCGUCAGAAGACGCAGACCAUUCCAGACUGCAGAGACCCAGCUUUCCAUGAGCACUUUUUCUUUCCUGUCCAAGAGGAGGAUGAUCAGAAGCGUCUUCUGGUUACUGUGUGGAACAGGGCCAGGGAGUCCAGACAGGGUGGACUCAUCGGCUGCAUGAGCUUUGGGGUGAAGUCCCUUCUGACUCCGGACAAGGAGAUCAGUGGCUGGUACUACCUUCUAGGGGAGGACCUGGGCCGGACAAAGCACCUGAAGGUGGCCAGGCGGCGACUGCGGCCACUGAGAGACCCGCUGCUGAGAAUGCCAGGAGGUGGGGACACUGAGAAUGGGGAGAAACUCAAGAUCACCAUCCCGAGGGGGAAGGACGGCUUUGGCUUCACCAUCUGCUGCGACUCUCCGGUCCGCGUCCAGGCCGUGGAUUCUGGGGGCCCGGCAGAGCGUGCUGGGCUGCAGCAGCUGGACACGGUGCUGCAACUGAAUGAGAGGCCUGUGGAGCACUGGAAAUGUGUGGAGCUGGCCCACGAGAUCCGGAGCUGCCCCAGUGAGAUCAUCCUGCUCGUGUGGCGCAUGGUCCCCCAGGUCAAGCCGGGGCCAGACGGCGGGGUCCUGCGGCGGGCUUCCUGCAAGUCAACACAUGACCUCCAGUCGCCGCCCAACAAGCGGGAGAAGAACUGCACCCAUGGGGCCCAGGCACGGCCCGAGCAGCGCCACAGCUGCCACUUGGUGUGUGACAGCUCUGAUGGGCUGCUGCUUGGCGGCUGGGAGCGCUACACCGAGGUGGCCAAGCGUGGGGGCCAGCACACCCUGCCUGCCCUGUCCCGUGCCACCGCCCCCACCGACCCCAACUACAUCAUCCUGGCCCCACUGAACCCUGGGAGCCAGCUGCUUCGACCUGUGUACCAGGAGGAUACCAUCCCCGAAGAAUCAGGGAGUCCCAGUAAAGGCAAGUCCUACACGGGCCUGGGGAAGAAGUCCAGGCUGAUGAAGACGGUGCAGACCAUGAAGGGCCAUGGAAACUACCAGAACUGCCCGGUCAUGAGGCCACAUGCCACACACUCAAGCUAUGGCACCUAUGUCACCCUGGCCCCCAAAGUCCUGGUGUUCCCUGUCUUUGUUCAGCCUCUAGAUCUCUGUAACCCUGCCCGGACACUCCUGUUGUCGGAAGAGCUGCUGCUGUACGAGGGGAGGAACAAGGCUGCCCAGGUGACACUGUUUGCCUACUCGGACCUGCUGCUCUUCACCAAGGAGGACGAGCCCGGCCGCUGUGACGUCCUGAGGAACCCCCUCUACCUCCAGAGUGUGAAGCUGCAGGAGGGUUCUUCUGAAGAUCUGAAAUUCUGUGUGCUGUAUCUGGCAGAGAAGGCAGAGUGCUUAUUCACUUUGGAAGCGCACUCGCAGGAGCAGAAGAAGAGAGUGUGCUGGUGCCUGUCGGAGAACAUCGCCAAGCAGCAACAGCUGGCGGCGCCGCCCCCAGAGAGCAAGAUGUUUGAGACAGAAGCAGAUGAGAAGAGGGUGAUGCCUUUGGAGGAAGGGAAGGGGCCAGGUGCUGAGGACCCCCCACCCAGCAAGGACCCCUCUCCUGGCCAGGGGCUUCCUCCAGGACAAGACCUUCCACCCAACAAGGACUCCUCUUCUGGGCAGGAACUCGCUCCUGGCCAAGAACCACUGUCCAGCAAAGACUCGGCUACCAGCAAAGAACUCCCUCCAGGCCAAGAAGCCCUGCUGGGCAAGGGCUCCCCACCAUGCCAGGACCCCCUUCCAGCCCAAGACCUCACACCCUGCCAGGACCUUCCUGCUAGUCAAGAACCCCCUCCUCCCCAGGACCCCCUAUGUAGCAGAGACCUCCCUGCCACCCAGGAACCCCCUGCCCAGGACCCGCCCUGUCAAGAUCUGCUUCCCGGCCAGACCACCGUGCCAGCCACGGCCCUUACUGAGGAGACUGUGAGCUCUGGGGACCCACCAGCAGCCACCAGGGACCCACCUGCGGCCUCCAGGCCAACCUUUGUGAUCCCCGAGGUGCGGCUGGACAGUGCCUAUAGCCAGAAGGAAGGGGCAGAGGGGGGCAGCUCGGGAGAGGAGGAGGAUGCAGAAGAUGUGGAGGAGGGGGAAGACGGGGACGAGGAGGAGGAUGAGGACACAAGCGACGACAACUACGGAGAGCGCAGCGAGGCCAAGCGCAGCAGCAUGAUCGAGACGAGCCAGGGCGCGGAGGGCGGCCUCUCGCUGCGUGUGCAGAACUCGCUGCGGCGCCGGACGCACAGCGAGGGCAGCCUGCUGCAGGAGGCCCGUGGGCCCUGCUUCGCCUCCGACACCACCCUGCACUGCUCAGACGGCGAGGGCGCGGCCUCCGCCUGGGCCAUGCCUUCGCCCCGCACCCUCAAGAAAGAGCUGGGCCGCAAUGGCGGCUCCAUGCACCACCUCUCCCUCUUCUUCACAGGACACAGGAAGAUGAGCGGGGCUGACGCGGUUGGGGACGAUGACGAAGCCUCCCGGAAGAGAAAGAGCAAAAACCUAGCCAAGGACAUGAAGAACAAGCUGGGCAUCUUCAGACGGCGCAACGAGUCCCCUGGGGCCCCUCCAGGGGGCAAGGCAGACAAAAUGAUGAAGUCGUUCAAGCCCACCUCAGAGGAAGCCCUCAAGUGGGGCGAGUCCUUGGAGAAGCUGCUGCUUCACAAAUAUGGGUUAGCGGUGUUCCAGGCCUUCCUGCGCACCGAGUUCAGUGAGGAGAACCUGGAGUUCUGGCUGGCUUGUGAGGACUUCAAGAAGGUCAAGUCACAGUCCAAGAUGGCAGCCAAAGCCAAGAAGAUCUUUGCUGAGUACAUCGCGAUCCAGGCGUGCAAGGAGGUAAACCUGGACUCGUACACGCGGGAGCACACCAAGGACAACCUGCAGAGCGUCACUCGGGGCUGCUUCGACCUGGCACAGAAGCGCAUCUUCGGGCUCAUGGAGAAGGACUCGUACCCUCGCUUUCUCCGCUCUGACCUCUACCUAGACCUUAUUAACCAGAAGAAGAUGAGUCCCCCACUUUAGGGGCCACCGGAGUAGAGCUCAGCGUUCACACCAGGCAGGCUGGGCCCCCUGCCCACCUGCCUCCCUCCCCCCUGCGACAGAGGGGGCAAGCAAGCCCCCAGAGGCUGUGUCUCCGGACAGACAGAUGGACAUUUGGAUGCAAGGCCUGGGCUGAGAGAGGCCCAGGCUGCUGGAGGAGUAGAACGACUGGCCCUGUUGGGUCCCCGCUGUCCCGGUACGAGGGGGGCCCAAGGGCCCCGGCAGGUCAGGGGCCUGUCUAAGCCAGAUCCGGAGCUGCCGCUCCCUGCUGUGGAGACUUCGGAGACUUCGCAUUGACCAAGUUCCUUAAAGAACUGGCUGAUGGUGCAGGAGGCCCAGGCCUGGGCUCUGGGGCCCUCCUGGGGGCCACUGGGGCUCGCAGCUCAGACCCUCGCCUUGGGUUUUAUUUAUUUAAACAGUAGUUGGAUGCUUGGCACGUCGUCCUGUGAUAGGAAACCCUUGCCUCAUCAGUUUUCCUAAUUUACAAGUGCAAUAUUUUAACCAACGCCUUGUGAAAAGCCACCUCGCAGAGGUGGACAUCAUUCUUGAGUUUCAGGGGAUUUGCCGGUCCCGGCACCAGUGGCAGGCAGCUGUGCCUUCUGGACUGAUGAGGCCCAGUGGGACACCACAGUCUGACCACACACAGAAAUCUGGUACCCCCUGGGUAGGGUGUCCCUCAGGGGCUCCGGGAAAGCGUGGCGCCCUCAGACCACACAGUAGCCAAGUUCUGGAGCAAAUAAAAGGCCUGUGUUAUUGUUCUUGA
Microcebus murinus (gray mouse lemur) is the source of this 4787-nucleotide messenger RNA. NCBI's taxonomy places the organism in Eukaryota, Metazoa, Chordata, Mammalia, Primates, Cheirogaleidae. The record is from RefSeq and is a predicted model, not a curated record.